Messenger RNA from Nanorana parkeri, 705 nucleotides. RefSeq names its product gamma-glutamylcyclotransferase (gene GGCT). NCBI's taxonomy places the organism in Eukaryota, Metazoa, Chordata, Amphibia, Anura, Dicroglossidae. Gene Ontology annotation, molecular function: gamma-glutamylcyclotransferase activity. The coding region runs from base 37 to 621 and encodes 194 amino acids. The transcript has 4 exons. The record is from RefSeq and is a predicted model, not a curated record.
GCUGUGGUGACAACUGGCAGUAAGAGGACGCUGCAUAUGCACACAGAGAGGAUGGACAUGGAGAGAAAGGACUCUGCUGGUCUCCUGCCCGGAGAAGACUCCUUCUAUUACUUUGCCUAUGGAAGCAACUUGCUGAAAGAGAGGAUCCUGCUGGACAACCCUUCUGCUUCAUUCCACAGCAUUGCUUUGCUCAAGGACUUCAGGCUUGCAUUUGGAAGCCACAAAGGUGCUUGGAACUCUAGGUGGCAUGGCGGAGUGGCUACAGUGGUGGAGAGCCAGGGAGAUGAGGUCUGGGGAGUGGUAUGGAGGAUGGACAUCUCCAGCUUGGACUCCUUAGACAUCCAGGAAGGGGUUAAUGGGGGUGUGUAUCAACCAAUAGAGAUCGGUGUCCAAACACCAGAUGGAGAGCUUGUUUGCCGAUGUUAUCAGAUGAAUCAGUGUGUUUAUGGGCCGACGUCUCCUCAGUACAAGCAGGUCUUGUGCAUGGGAGCAAAGCAGAAUGAUUUACCACUUCAAUAUCAGAAGAAGUUAAGAGAGUUGGAAACCAAUAAUUACUCCGGUCCAAUUGCCAUCAUGGACAGAUUGAAAGAAGCAUUACAGAGAGUACAGGAUGACGGAUGAUCUUCAUAGAAAUGCAGCAUCUUCAUUUUAGCUUUCACUUGGAAUGGUUUUACAGCUUAGAGUUUUUUCAUUGGUAUGAACAUC